Molecule: messenger RNA, 4050 nt
Organism: Monopterus albus (swamp eel)
Lineage: Eukaryota; Metazoa; Chordata; Actinopteri; Synbranchiformes; Synbranchidae
Gene: rhobtb3
Product: Rho related BTB domain containing 3
Exons: 13
Coding region: 546-2405 (619 amino acids)
Molecular function (GO): protein binding
Source: RefSeq, a predicted model, not a curated record
GGCGCGCGUCCAGGCUCGCGUGCGCGUUGCUGAGUCAGGCGCGAACACCCUCGGUUCACUCCUUUGCUCUCUCGCUCUCUCUCUCUCUCUCUCUCCCUCCCAGCUGUUCUUUGCUAGUGAGACUUUACUUCAUCCGCCGACGUCAUUCAUAUGGUCUGGACACGGAGGCGCGAGUCUGUCCUCUCCUUGUCGUUAGUUGUGUUUCCUACCGACUGACAACUUGUUUGUCUGUUAGCACAUUUGCUGCCCAUGGGCGCUGCUGUCCGCCCGCUCUGCUGCUCCGCCAGCUGGGCUGUCCGGUGCGCCUCUGCGGUCGGUUAGGGACUGUUUCGGGCUCCGCUGUUAUGAAUGAAUAACAAGACGGGGAAAUGCGAGUGAUUGCGAAAUUCCCCAGCAGUGGGGCUCCCGGGGGGGCAGCCACCGAUGAGAGGGAUUGAUGACGGAGUGGAGCCGGGGCUCAUUGCGGAAAAGCCGAGCUGACUGCAGACCGCGAGGGAAACGGGCUCCAUAGCGUAGAGCAGCAGAACAAAACCGCGGUGACCACAAUGUCCAUCCACAUCGUGGCUUUGGGCAGCGAGUGCCCCGGAGGGGUAGGCCCCGGAGAGGAAAUCAUGGGCCAGGGUCAGCUGCAGGGAGGCCUGCUGUGGAGCUACCUGGGUCACGGAGCCCUGGUAGGACCUUGCGACCUGGAGAGCAGCCUGCACAACCCGGCCUUCAUGGAGUACACCUCACGUGUGUUUGGAAAUGUCACUGUAGUGGUUCGGGAUUGUCCCAGCUGGGACUUGUUGGACAGUGAUUGGGCCAGUGUACGAAAAGUUCUUGAGCAAGCGGACAUCCUGGUCAUUAAAUAUGCCGUCACUGACAAGCUGGCCUUCCAGCAGGUCAGGAACGGCUAUGCCCCGAGACUCCGCCCGCUCCUGAGGCACUGGGGUGUACCUGUCAUCCUGGUGGCAGUUGGAGCGCGGCUGAAUGAUGAAGGCCCUCCCUGUACGUGUCCGUUGUGUGCGUCAGACUGGAGCAGCUGUGUUCCUCACAGUGAAGGUCUGCAGCUGUCACGGGACCUGGGGGCCACCUACCUGGAAUUACCCUCUCUCAACCACGUCUUUGUGGGUCGCUACUUUGGCAGUGUGCUGGAGUACUUCAUGAUUCAGUGUCUGAAACAUAAAGCCAAAGAGAGGCCAGAGAAGAGGAGAGGAAACAAAGUGAAUGAGCUUCGUCCACCUCAUUUAGAACAACCAGCUCGUCUUCCACCUAUUCGAGUGGAGGAGUCCAGCUUCUCCCAGGACAUGCAGUGGUUGUUGGAGCGUGGCGUGCAGUUUGCGGAUGUGGCUUUCUAUGCCGGGGACUCUGGGAAGGAAUUGGGGUGGGCGCAUGCGGCUGUGCUGUGUGCUGUCAGCCCAUACUUUCGACAGCUGCUGCUAGGGCCCAAGACCAGGGAACGUCCACAGUCGCGGUGUGUUUGCAGAGAGCGAGAUGGAGGCCCCCAUUCACUGCUUUCCACCUGGGAUGGGGGGAUUAUCAAUGACAUGCCAAGAUCGGACGGGCACCUGACAGGACGCCUCUCUCGUCUGGUGGUGAAGGACCCCCUCCUUUGUCUGUGCUGGUGGGAGACUCUCAUGUUCAUUUACAGAGGAGCGUGGGAGUGGGAGCACCUCCAGGAGGCCCUGGAAGAGAAGCUGAAGAACUCGCUAGCUGUUGCUCAGCUUCUGGAUCGCGUACGAUCUCUCAUCGGCAGAGACAGGGGCUCCAGGGAUACGCCAAGCGCGCGGGCGGCUCAGCUCGGCCCCCAGACUCUUGUCAACCUCUUCAAUUCACCUCUUUACUCAGAUGUCAUCUUUAUGGUGCAAGGGAGUGUGUUGCCAGCCCACCGAGCGGUGCUGGUGGCGCGCUGUGACGUCAUGGCAGCCAUGUUCAGUGGGAAGUAUGCAGAGGCCCGGAGUCGAGUGGUGCCCAUCCAUGGUGUCUCCUCAGACACCUUCCUGUCUUUCCUGGAGUACCUCUACACCGACUCCUGCUGUCCUGCCAGUGUUCUGCAGGCCAUGGCUGUACUGGUCUGCGCUGAGAUGUACCAGGUGAAACGACUGCAGCACCUGUGCGAGGUCUGUGUGUGCGCUUACCUUCAGAGCAUGCCCAGUAGAGAGCUGGCAUCAACAGGUAUCAGCGUGGUUCGACUACUCCGCAGAGCAAAGUGCCACAAUGCAGAGCAGCUGUACAUCUGGCUCCUCCACUUCAUCGCUAACAACUACCUAAUCUUCAGUCACAAGCCUGACUUCCUGGAGCUCUCAGAGGAGGAGCAUGAGCAAGUGGAGAGGCUUCGUUGGCCGUCCAGAGGCUACCUGCAGGAGCUCAGCGAAUACCAGCAGCGACGGCGCAAACUGCGGAAGUCCCGCUGCACAGUCAUGUGACCCCCACCCCUGGACAGCCAAACCCUGUGAGAAACAGCGGGGGAGAGAAGAUGGGAAAAGCCAGGGAGAGAAUAAUGACAGAGGGGAGACUGGUCAUCAGUAUGAGAGGAAACAGACAGAGGAAAUCUGUUUUUCUGUUCAUUUGAUGGAUGGUGGGCUGAUGCUCAGGACACUAGUGAAGAAGAAAACGACAUUAGACUCCUUACCAACAGGACAGUGUCUUUGAGCAGUGACAUACCCUGCUGUGGCACCCCUCUCUUUUGCUAGAGAAAUGGCGUAUCCUUUUCAUGACUAUACCAACAUGGGCAAUACAAAAUGACUGAUCUCUUAAACCUAGUAUGAAUUUAAUAAGACUAUCUGGCCAUUAGCCAGAAGCUCUACGAAAGAUUAGGUCUAUUGGCUGAUGCAACAUGGUGGAUCUUGAAGAUGAACAGUGACACAAAAUGGCUCCCUCACAAUAACAGAUAUAUUAAAUGACCACAUGUCUGUUGGAUCAUGUUGGAGACUGUUUCAAACUGCAAUAACAGCUAAGGUGACCUCAGGCUGAGUCAACAGGAAAGAAAUUGUGCUGAAGUGGUUUGUUAUCCUCUCAGCACCUGGACACAGGACUGCUCCGUCUUAAAUUCAGCCCAUCUUGAUGCAUCUAUGUCCUGCUGGCUCAAGAAAUUGUGAACAUGCACACACACAGCAUUCUUAAACUAAAAUAACUUUCAGCAGCUCAGUGAGUAUUUCAGCUGAGUUACAUUAACACAGAGCGAGAAGCAACUGGUAGCACAGUCAUGCUCAUUUUCAUCUGUAAUCUAACUAGCUCUGUUUAGCAUAUGAGCUGGACCAAUUCAAUGACAGCUCUUUGAUUAGAUUCUUUCAGAUCUAUAAUGCAGCAUCAGUGAGUGUCUCAGAGCCAGACUGAUUUGAUUACUACAUGAGAUAGAAUACAAUCUGGUUAUGGCCUGUGUCCAAUGAGGACAUCUUACUUUCACUGAGAAAUGUCUUAAAAAAAAUUUCUCAAACUACACAUGGCCUGUAAGAAAAUGAAGUGUGCUGUAAAUCAAAUCCAGAAAAAGUGUAUUUUUAAACUUAAUUUAAAACCCAUCAGCCGGACGUUUACACAACUUCCUUUGCAGGUCAUUAUGAAAUAAUGUUAGAACUAUUCCUCAUAGAUUUGCAAUAAUAAACAGUAAUGGGCUGUCUCUGUCACAUAAAAAGGCCUUUUGUAGCAUUAUGUAUACAGAAGGUGUACAAAGAUUUAGGUGGAAAAAAACAAAACCAAAAGAAGUUGGUAUGAUUGAACCACAAUGCCUCUGGGUGGAAACACAAUAUUUAUUUUAUCCUAUUUUUAAUUUAUAAUGAGACUAUGAUUUAUUGGUGCUGCAAUUACUUUUGUAAACUAUAGGCUAUUGUGUGUGGACAUUUGUUUUUUUUUGUUUUGUUUUUUUUUUACAUUUACAGUAAAGUCAGCUGGGUCAUACUGUUUUACAGGUGAGUGUUCAGUGCUGUUUAAAAGAUAAUGAAUCAUAAAAACUGCAGUUCAAGAGGACAGAACAACUUCCUGUGUCAGAUACAUGCUCAACACAAUGAAAGCAAAACAGAAAAGUAGUGGCACUUGGAGCCUAUUCAGUGGCUCAGCAUUGGUCAUUAAAAGCUG